UACUCGACAUAUCGAAAGUCUGCUUGUACGAAUUUCACUACGAGUACAUGUUACCACUGUUUCGCGACAAAUGUAACAUUAUGUACGUAUACCGACACAGACCGUCUUAUAUACCGCGUCGAGUGCGAGGACAUUUACGAGACGAUGAAACGCGAUAUUGCUAGAUUAGACACGAGCGAUUAUCCGACGGAUAAUGCGUACGGUAUGCCUCUCGCGAACAAAAAAGUACCGGGACUAAUGAAGGACGAGAACAACUGUGCAAUAAUAACCGAAUUCGUUGGACUCAGAGCGAAGAUGUACGCGGUGAGGGUGGACGGCAAGAAGGAUACUAAAAAAGCGAAAGGCAUAAAAAGUAACGUCGUAGCGCGAACGAUAUCGUUUGACAAUUACACGCAGUGUUUGAACGAAGAUAUCGAAAUGAUUCGUCGUCAAUCGUGUAUACGAUCUAAACUGCACGAGGUGUACACGAUAUCCGAAUCGAAAAUCGCUCUGAGUCCAUACGACGACAAACGAUACAUCGUACCGGACUCGACGGAGACGUUACCAUGGGGGCAUUGGCGGAUACCAUUGUAA
Messenger RNA from Mycetomoellerius zeteki, 573 nucleotides. RefSeq lists its product as uncharacterized. The record is from RefSeq and is a predicted model, not a curated record. The coding region runs from base 145 to 573 and encodes 142 amino acids. NCBI's taxonomy places the organism in Eukaryota, Metazoa, Arthropoda, Insecta, Hymenoptera, Formicidae. The transcript has a single exon.